AUGAUUGUUCUUUAUAAUAUUGCUUGUAAUUUUUUUCCAUUUAUUAUUGUUNCAAACUUCAUUUGGCAUUUGAAAUUUGUAUUUACAGGGGGUUUUGACACUGCACAUACUGCUGCUAGGGCAUAUGACCGUGCUGCAAUUAAAUUCCGAGGACUUGAUGCAGAUAUCAACUUUAACAUCAGUGAUUACGGAGAUGAUCUGAAGCAGAUGAAUAACUUUAGCAAUGAAGAGUUUGUGCACAUACUUCGUUGUCAGAGCAAUGGCUUCUCUAGAGGAAGUUCAAAAUACAGGGGAGUCACUCUGCAUAAAUGUGGGCAAUGGGAAGCACGGAUGGGGCAGCUUCUUGGAAAGAAGUAUAUCUAUCUUGGACUAUUUGACUGUGAGAUAGAAGCUGCAAGGGCAUAUGAUAAGGCUGCUAUAAAAAGCAGCGGGAAGGAGGCAGUCACCAAUUUUGAGCUAAGCACAUACGAAGGUGUAUUAACUUCUGAGGCUCAUAUCAGAGGAACAACUCGUAAUCUUGAUCUGAAUUUGGGCAUAUCUCCCUCUUCCUAUGCUGACAAUCAACAUGGAAAUACUAGCCAAAUUGGAAACUUCCAGGGCCAGCAUGGCUCAAAUGGUUUACCUGAACAUCGUAGACAAGACCAAAAUACUAAUGGUGGGAGUCCUACAGUGCCACUCUUCUCUACCGCAGCAUCAUCAGGAUUCGAAAAUUCAGCAAUCACUGCACCCUCAGCUGCCAUUCAUCAACUGCACUUUGGAAGUGGAGCUUUACCUUACCACCACUAACAAUCCCUGACCAGCAUGAAUCUUUCACAUAAUUAUUGCACGAGCUGAAAUUAGCUGGCCGGUAAAUGCAGAACAAGUAAACAACCACCCAAUAUCUUUUCUUCCUUUGCUGAAGAUGAUACCAGUAAGGCAACACGUUGGUCUACAACUAAUUGAGUUUAGUUUUGUUAGUUAGGAUAUGAGGUACUGAGUUUCUAAACAAGGCUAUGAAUCUUAUAACAUGAACUAUGUGAUUGCAAGCUGCUUAUUGGGCAAUUUUCUUCUACACUGCGUAUUACCGGUGCCUUGACAAUUGGGAUUGUUAAGAUGAGAAUGUUUCUAUAUGGUUUUCAUUUUCAAA
Molecule: messenger RNA, 1126 nt
Organism: Nicotiana attenuata
Lineage: Eukaryota; Viridiplantae; Streptophyta; Magnoliopsida; Solanales; Solanaceae
Product: floral homeotic protein APETALA 2-like
Exons: 6
Coding region: 1-786 (261 amino acids)
Biological process (GO): regulation of DNA-templated transcription
Molecular function (GO): DNA-binding transcription factor activity; DNA binding
Source: RefSeq, a predicted model, not a curated record